Hypoxylon fragiforme is the source of this 1064-nucleotide messenger RNA. RefSeq lists its product as uncharacterized. Lineage: Eukaryota; Fungi; Ascomycota; Sordariomycetes; Xylariales; Hypoxylaceae. The transcript has a single exon. The record is from RefSeq and is a predicted model, not a curated record. Bases 223 to 828 code for a protein of 201 amino acids.
CCUUCUUUCCUCUACUUGUGGUUCCUGUUACCGACGCGUCCAACCGCGUCCCAAAAACAUUUACCUACCUUCCUCGCCGCCGAUCACCUUACCUUUGAUCGUCCCAUCUUCUCCUCCUCCUAUAUUACUUCCGCUAUCCUAUAUCACGACCCAUCCAUCCAACCAAAAACUAAAAUAAGAUAAACUAAACUAAAAACCUAUCAUCACCAACCAACCGCCAAAAUGCUCACCAACCGCCGCACCACGUUAAUGAUCCCCUCGCCCAACAGCAACGCCAACAACGGCCGCCCCGCCUCCUACGGCGCCCCCGUCCCCAACAACCUCAGCAGCCUGCGCCCCUCCGACGAGCCCCACAGCGCCGCGCCCGCCAUCCUCACCUCCACCACCCCCUCCCUCCCCGGCUACCGCAUCGCGCGCGUCCUCGGCGCCGUCUACGGCGGCACGGGGUACGCGCUCAAGGACACCAAGUCCAUGCUCAAGGGCGCGGUCACCGGCGCCGAGGUGCGCGCGCUCACGCACAUGAUGUACAACGCGCGGGACCAGGCGCUCGAGCGCAUGACGCGCGACUGCGUCGCGCGCGGCGCGAACGCUGUCGUCGCCGUCACGUUCGAGGAGAGGGAGGUCCUGGGGUGCUUUUUGCAGGUCACGGCCGUGGGCACCGCGGUGUACGCCGAGAGGGAGAGGCCGCAGGGGCAGCCGCAGACGCCGAUGACGGCGACGUUCUUGUCGCCGACGAGUGCCGGGUUUGGCCACGUUAAUAAUGGUGGCGAUGGAAACGAUCCGAAUCCGUUCGGGUCGCCGAGGAAUGCGGAGUUCCCGUUGUCGUAGGUGGGAAAAAAAAAAGAGAAUAAAAAGGGAAGGGAGGGGAAGGGAGGGGAGGCGCUUUUAUUUCUUGAUUUUCUACAUUUUAUGCGCGAUGAGGAGGAGGAGGAGAGGAGGAGCUGAGGAGCUGUUGGGUGGUUUGUUUGGCUUGAUACCUGGUAUGCUAUGUACAUGCAUAGAUUUUUGGUGCGGCAUAAAGAUAAAGCUUUGUUUGGGGUCUAUUUUUAUUUACAUAUUGGGUU